Messenger RNA from Abrus precatorius (Indian licorice), 1420 nucleotides. RefSeq lists its product as uncharacterized. The transcript has 7 exons. NCBI's taxonomy places the organism in Eukaryota, Viridiplantae, Streptophyta, Magnoliopsida, Fabales, Fabaceae. Gene Ontology annotation, cellular component: membrane. The record is from RefSeq and is a predicted model, not a curated record. The coding region runs from base 11 to 1420 and encodes 469 amino acids.
GUGACUAUCCAUGGCUUCUCACUCGCAUUGUUGGUUGUGCUCAUGGACCGCACCCAUCUACGUCGACCCUUCUAGAACCCCUUCUUCUCCUUCUCCUUCUUCUUCGCACAAUUCUUCAUUUCUCUACCCACUUAACACCUCCCGCACCAAACGCCAUCGUUUUACCUCUUGCUCUUUGCAGCGCCACUCCUCUCCUCGUUCACCAAUUGCAUCAAGUUCGGGUCCCGGGUCCAACAAGCCCGUAACACUAGACGCGGAUCCCGAUCCCCCCACGGAGAAUGAAAAGACCCGUUCCGGUCAAAACCUGACCCGCUUAAACGAAGUCCGAACCCGAAGUUUUAAGACUGUUUUCGGAUUCCGAAAGCGAUAUCUGUUGCGGAGGAUUCUGUUCCCAUCGAAGAAAGUUAGAAGCAUCAUUUUACUGAACCUGAUCACUUUUAUUUUCGCUAGUAACAUUCCAGUUGUCAAAGAGGUUCAGGCAAUUAUGAAUCCAGCAGCUUUCACAUUUGUACGCUUUGCCCUUUCUGCCAUUCCUUUCAUCCCAUUUGUAUUGCGAGGAUGGGGUGAUUCUUGUACCAGAAAUGCCGGCAUAGAGUUGGGCUUUUGGGUCAGUCUGGGGUAUCUUAUGCAAGCACUUGGACUACAAACCUCUGAUGCUGGUCGUGCAUCAUUUUUAUCUAUGUUCACUGUAAUUGUGGUUCCAUUGCUUGAUGGCCUGUUUGGAGCUGUAGUUCCCACUAGAACCUGGUUUGGUGCUCUCAUGUCCAUUGUUGGAGUUGGAAUGCUGGAAUCCAGUGGUUCACCGCCAUGUGUUGGAGAUCUUCUGAACUUUUUAAGUGCAGUGUUUUUUGGCAUACAUAUGUUAAGAACUGAACAUAUAUCCAGAAACAUUAGUAAAGAGAAGUUUCUGCCCCUCCUAGGAUAUGAGAUUUGCAUUGUUGCUUUGUUUUCUGCAAUAUGGUAUCUUCUUGGAGAAUGCAUUAAUGGUGCUCAACAUCCCUUGCCAUCAUUUUUGACAUGGAAAAUGCUUAGGGACUGGCUGGUUGGUUUUCCAUGGAUGCCUGCCAUUUAUACAGGAAUAUUCUCAACUGGUUUAUGCUUGUGGGUAGAGAUGGCUGCAAUGUGUGAUAUAUCAGCCACAGAAACUGCUAUAAUUUAUGGUCUGGAGCCAGUCUGGGGUGCUGGUUUUGCAUGGUUUCUUCUUGGUGAAAGAUGGGGUCCCACAGGAUGGAUUGGUGCUGCCCUUGUGCUAGGGGGGAGCUUAACAGUGCAGAUAUUUGGUAUCUCGAGUGAUUCUGACAAAGAACAACUACGAGGUAAUAAAGGUGACAACCUUAUGGUUUCUGACAAGAAGAAUGAUUUGUCUACAUCCACAGUAAUCCUUAGAUCAAGAAAGGAUGCUUCUGACUUUUUCAAGUAA